Onychostruthus taczanowskii (white-rumped snowfinch) is the source of this 11224-nucleotide messenger RNA. RefSeq names its product nuclear receptor binding SET domain protein 1 (gene NSD1). Gene Ontology annotation, cellular component: nucleus; chromatin. Gene Ontology annotation, biological process: regulation of DNA-templated transcription. Lineage: Eukaryota; Metazoa; Chordata; Aves; Passeriformes; Passeridae. The record is from RefSeq and is a predicted model, not a curated record. The coding region runs from base 156 to 8714 and encodes 2852 amino acids. The transcript has 23 exons. Gene Ontology annotation, molecular function: histone H3K36 methyltransferase activity; protein binding.
UGUCCGGGAGCGGCGGAGCCCGGCGAGGACAGCCAGGCCGCGGGCACCCGGCGCCGCUCCCCGGCGGGCGAGGCUCGGCAAGGCUCGCACGGCUCUGCACGGCAGCCCCGCGGAGGGCGACGGCCCGGCCCGCCGGUGGAUGCCCGGCGCCCGGCAUGGAGCAGGCCUGCGAAGUGAGCCGCCGCAGCUGCCUCGUCCCCUUCGGCACCUCGCUGUCGGCCGCCGAGCCCAAGGGCGGCCCCUUCGGCGAGGCCCGCGGCCCCGAGCCGCCCGCCAUGCAGCUGGCGGCCGCCAAGCCCGGUUACGGCCAGGACCCGUCGUCCUGCUACAUCCCGCUGCGCCGGCUGCAGGACUUGGCUUCCAUGAUCAACGCCGAGUACCUCGGCGGUGCCGCCGACGGCGCUGAGGCCCUGCCCGACCCUGGCUCGCCGGGCCCCCGCCUGCCUGCGGCGCAGGACCCUGCGGCCGAGGUGCCCCGCGGGGCUCGGGCCUUCCCCCUGCUCCUGCGGGACGGAGGAGAGGAGGCACUGGAGGAGGAGGAGGAGGAGGGCGCCGAGACUCCGGAGGAGGAGGAGGACGACGACGACGACUACGACGACUACGACUACGAGGAAGAGGAGGAGGACGACGACGACGAGGAGGAGGCGGCGACAGAGCCCGGCCCGCGGAGCCGCGGCCGCUCAGCUCCGCAGCGGGGCCCCGACAGCCGCCUGCAACCGGCCGAGUCCGUGCCGGACGGCGGCCCCGGGGAGCAGCCGGAGUCCUCGGCGGCCCUGCAACUCAUCCAAGCCAAGAAGAAACCUCCAGUGAAGUAUGAAGUUGGGGAUCUUGUUUGGGCCAAGUUCAACAGACGCCCAUGGUGGCCAUGCACAAUUUGUCAUGACCCAGUGCUGGACUGUCACUCAAAAAUGAAAGUUUCCGGUCAGAGACCAUACCGAGAGUACUAUGUGGAUACCUUAGGAGAACCUUCAGAGAAAACCUGGGUUCCUGGAAAAGCUGUUGUCCUCUUUGAAGGGAGACAUCAGUUUGAAGAGCUGCCUGUUCUCCGGAAAAGAGGAAAGCAAAAGGAAAAAGGAUACAAACACAAGGUUCCUCAGAGAUUUAGGGCUAAAUGGGAAGUCAGUGUUGGACAGGCAGAAGACAUUCUUCUUGGGGGGCCAGAGGAUCAGAAGUGCAGCCAGAACUCCAGCGAGCCGGACAGCGAGAAGGACGUGCAGCUGGAAUACUACACCAAUGGCCCUGGAGCAGAAAGGGACACGCAACUGAACGGCUGCUUAAAAUCCUUGGCUUUUGACUCCAGACACGUGGCCAGUGAAAAAGGAAAAUUGCACAUCAAGCCACAGGUGAAAACAACCUCUGAAAGCAGAAAAAGGACUAGAGUAAAAAAGAGUGGCGCCAGCGGGGAAGAAUCGAGGGAAGAAAUCAAAGACAAAACACCAGAGAGCGUAGUUAGAAACGUGAUUGUUGGGGACCUGCCAGAGAAACACGCGUCUCAGGAGCUUCGCCGGAUUGCCAACAGCCUGACAGCGUCCAGUAGCACCAGGGAAAACCAUUUGCUGUCCUCCUUUGGAGAAAGACGUUUUGAGAAGACACCUCUAAAACCAGACUAUGAGAAUCGUAAAAGUGAUGCUCUGAAAAACACCCUCCAAGGAGAUUUGUUUUCCAGCCCAUGUUUUGAGAGAGAGAAGAGUUCCCUGGGCAUUUUGUGCAGUUCCAAAUUACAAAUACACUAUUCUGCUUCUGAUGCUGGUGUUGAGAAAAAACAAACUGAAUCAGAUUCAUCCUCUUCCCUCUCUGAUGAUGGGAACAGUGAUGUAGAUACCAUGGACCAAAGUUCAGAGAGAGCCUCUAGUACUCUUGAAGUUAGUGAUUCUUCAGAUAAAGUGGAGAAGGACUUUCCUAUGACAUCAAGUGGAAACAUUAAACUUUCGAUGUAUCUUUCUCAGAAGAGCAGCAGAAGGGCCAGGAAGAAGGCGCACAGAGAUCGCAAAGCUCUGGGAGGUUCAGUAACCAACAGACUUGAUGCUGAAUUUGCAGAUGGGGAGCUUGAAGUAGGAUUGUCUGAUGCUGAGAUGUCAUUGACACCUCUUGAGUGCUCUUCAGAUGUGAGAAAUUACAAUCUUUCCCUAGCAAACAAGCACACUACCCCCCAAAGUGUUUCCAAGGACAGCUCCUGGCCUGCUGUUACAAAUCAAGCAAUCUUGAAACCGAAAAGCAUGAAAUUACCUGGAACCAGGAGUAUAAAAUGUAAACAUAAAGAAAAGGUUGCUGGGUUGGAGCCUUCUCUUGCAGAAGAGGAGGGUGGUGUGAAUCGCUGUUCUUCAGAUACCAAAGGUUUCUCUGGCCUUUCAAGAGAUUCUCUUCAGAGAAGUGGAAAAGUUGAUGGUCAGAAACUGUUAAACAACAUGCAUGAGAAACCCAGGGAUUCUGCUGAAAUCGAAACAGCCGUGGUGAAGCACGUUCUGUCGGAGCUGAAGGAACUGUCGUAUCGGUCCAUGAACGAUGAUGCCAGUGACUCUGGCACUCCAAAGGCCACAGUACCUUUGCUUUUCUCUUCUGCUUCUGGUCAUGGUCGUUUGCCUAUUGAACCAGAUUACAAAUUCAGCACCUUGUUAAUGAUGUUGAAGGAUAUGCAUGACAGUAAGACAAAAGAGCAGCAACUGAUGACUGGUCAAAAUAUAAUCCCAUUUCGAAAUACCAGCACAGGUGAUGGUUCUGGAAGCAAUUCUGCAAGUGGUCUCAAGUCUUUGUCUAUUGUAGGUCCCCCAUAUAAAAUAGAAAAAAAUGGAGAUUGUGUCCAGGAAACAGUAACUCCAAACUCUGCUAUAAGCAACUCCUCAUUUUCACGCAGUCCUCCAACCAAGUUGACAGGGAUUGGUACUGGUAAAAGGGAGCCUGCGAGUGCUGCUGUUUCUGGGACAAACGGCACAAAUUGCAUGUCCAAACGCAACUGUUCAAAAUCUAAGCAGUCAUCAAAGCUUGGAGAUAAAACAGUUUCAAACAGAAAGGACUUAAAACCAGGAGGGCCAAGUAAGUUGCUAAGUCGGUUACCCAGAGAUUCAGGAGAACAUGCAUUCCGUGGGCACAGUUCGGUUACCAGUCCUCUAGGGAAUGAGGCAGAAGAUACUGAGAGGAAAGAGUGUAUUGAUUUAACAGAGCAUUCAACUGAUGAAGACUCUGCCUGUUUAUCUGAUGACAAUUUAGGUCGUAUUGGAAGGAGACCUGAAGCUGGUAGAAAUAAUGAGAGCUGCAAUUCUGCUGAAAAUGGGGAGAGUCCAGACUUGGAUUCAGAGGCAAAUAGUGAGAGCUCUCUUGGUGAUGAGUCUAAUGAUAUCAAUCACGUAGCACCCAAAAAGCGAUGGCAGCGUUUUAACCAAAGCAGUGCUAGAUCUAAUAAGCACAUCAGUAGAUCUAGGGAACAAGGAAACUUGGAGAGUGCCUUUGGCCUGAAUUCUCGUGGCUUUUCACUGAAGGGAAAUGAGUGCUUGGGACGUAGGCAUUCCCCUCAUUCAAAGGUGCUUGAGGGAGACUUGGCAGUUCAGGACUUUGAGAAUCGUUUAGACUUAGUUGAUAAACGUUUGAAUGUAUGUGGUAAGCCAAACACCAGUGUGAUGGACUCAGAAACAGAGCUUGGCAACUUUGCUCCCCAGUCUGAAUUCUCUGCACAAGCACAUUCAGAGAGGAAGCGCCUUAGAAAGCCAAGUAAACGGCUUCUGGAAUAUGCAGAAGAAUAUGAUCACUUGUUUGCACCCAAGAAAAAAUCAAAGAAGGGCCAGGAGCAAUUACAAAAGGUGAAUUCUGUGGCGAGGUCUGAAUUUGAAGGAGGCGUUCCUGCACAAUGCAGUCCUGACAGAGAUACCCAGCGGGGGCCAAGUUCUUUGGUUUCAACUCCAUCUUCAACCAAAGAGUCCCCUCCCGUCCUAGAAGCAGAAACUAGCAGAUCCUGUUUCUCAGAACUAGGAUCCCACUCCACUGAUCCCCCUAGUCAAGCUCAAGGAGGAUCUUCAGAUUUUCCAGAGGUGGUGGUUCUGUCUUCCUCAGAUGUUUCUGAAGUUUCUGCUUCUCCAGAUGCGGAAGAGGGAUUCCUGAAAUCAGGAAACUUCGAAAGCAAGCGUCAAAGGAAACCCACUAAAAAGCUCUUGGAAUCCAAUGACUUGGACACUGCCUUUAUGCCAAAGAAGGAGGAAUGGACUCCCCAAAAGAAGGGUACUGGCCCUUCAGAGAGUGACAGCUCUGAGCUCUACUCACCAGCCCACUUCCAGGACCUGGGAGAAGCUUCUGAAAAGCUCUUGGAGAAACAGCGAAAGCGGAAGAGACAGCGCCAUACCUCUGCUGCAGUCCAUUCCAAGAAGGAGAAAAAUGAGGAGGGGCUGGGGGAGACCCCACACUCUGAGGGGGAGACAUCGGUUCAUGGGACUGCUGCAAGCCCCAAAGAGGGUCAUGAGGAGGGGUCAGAGAAUGACCAUGGAGUGCCUUCGUCCAAAAAGAUGCAGGGGGAGCGUGGAGGAGGAGCAGCUCUCAAGGAGAAUGUGUGUCAGAUCUGUGAGAAGCCAGGGGAGUUGUUGCUGUGUGAGGCGCAGUGCUGUGGUGCUUUCCACCUGCAGUGCCUUGGGCUCUCCGAGAUGCCGAAGGGCAAAUUCAUCUGCAAUGAGUGUUCCACAGGGGUCCACACCUGCUUUGUGUGCAAGAGCUGCGGGGAGGACGUGAAGCGGUGCUUGCUGCCCCUCUGUGGGAAGUAUUACCACGAAGCCUGCAUACAGAAAUACCCACCCACAGUCAUGCAGAACAAGGGCUUCCGCUGCUCCCUGCACAUCUGCAUGACCUGCCAUGCUGCUAACCCAGCAAACAUCUCUGCCUCCAAAGGUCGCCUGAUGCGCUGCGUGCGGUGUCCGGUCGCGUAUCACUCCAACGACUUCUGCCUGGCCGCCGGCUCCGUGGUCCUGGCCUCCAACAGCAUCAUCUGCCCCAACCACUUCACGGCGCGCCGGGGCUGCCGCAACCACGAGCACGUCAACGUCAGCUGGUGCUUUGUCUGCUCGGAAGGGGGCAGCCUUUUAUGCUGCGAGUCAUGCCCGGCUGCGUUUCACCGUGAGUGUCUAAACAUUGAGAUGCCAGAGGGAAGCUGGUAUUGUAAUGAUUGCAAGGCAGGCAAAAAGCCACACUACAAAGAAGUAGUCUGGGUGAAAGUUGGGCGCUACAGGUGGUGGCCAGCUGAGAUUUGCCAUCCUAGGACAAUUCCUGUCAACAUCCAGAAAAUGAAACAUGACAUCGGUGAGUUCCCUGUGCUGUUCUUUGGCUCCAAGGACUACCUGUGGACCCACCAGGCUCGUGUGUUCCCUUACAUGGAAGGUGAUGUCAGCAGCAAAGACAAGAUGGGAAAGGGCGUGGAUGGCAUAUACAAGAAAGCUCUUCAGGAAGCUGCUGUGAGAUUUGAAGAAUUGAAAGCACAGAAAGAACUGAGACAACUUCAGGAAGACAAAAAGAAUGACAAGAAACCUCCUCCCUACAAACACAUCAAGGUGAACCGGCCGGUGGGGAAGGUGCAGAUCUUCACGGCAGACCUGUCCGAGAUUCCGCGCUGCAACUGCAAACCCACGGACGAGAACCCCUGCGGCCUGGACUCGGAGUGCAUCAACCGCAUGCUGCUCUACGAGUGCCACCCCCUGGUGUGUCCUGCUGGAGAGCGCUGCCAGAACCAGUGCUUCUCCAAGCGCCAGUACCCCGAGGUCCAGAUCUUCCGCACGCUGGCACGAGGCUGGGGCUUGCAGGCCAAGACAGACAUCAGGAAGGGUGAAUUUGUUAAUGAGUAUGUUGGGGAGCUCAUUGACGAAGAGGAGUGCCGGGCCCGAAUCCGCUAUGCUCAGGAGCACGACAUCACCAAUUUCUACAUGUUGACACUGGAUAAGGAUCGAAUCAUUGACGCUGGGCCAAAGGGCAACUAUGCUCGGUUCAUGAACCAUUGCUGCCAGCCCAACUGUGAGACUCAGAAGUGGUGUGUGAAUGGUGACACUCGGGUCGGGCUCUUCGCACUUGUAAAUAUCAAAGCUGGGACUGAGCUGACUUUCAACUACAAUCUGGAGUGUUUGGGAAAUGGAAAGACCGUUUGUAAAUGUGGUGCCCCAAACUGCAGUGGCUUCCUAGGAGUAAGGCCAAAGAGCCAGCCCAGUCUCAGCGAGGAGAAGUCCAAGAAGCUGAAGAGGCGGCCGCAGAUGAAGCGCAGGUCGCAGGCGGAGGUGAUGAAGGAGCGGGAGGACGAGUGCUUCAGCUGCGGGGACGGCGGGCAGCUGGUCUCUUGUAAGAAGUCAGGCUGCCCCAAGGUGUACCACGCUGACUGCCUCAACCUGACCAAGAGACCUGCAGGAAAGUGGGAGUGCCCGUGGCAUCAGUGUGACGUGUGUGGUAAGGAAGCAGCUUCGUUCUGCGAGAUGUGCCCCAGGUCCUUCUGCAAGCAGCACCGGGAAGGAAUGCUCUUCAUCUCCAAGCUGGAUGGACGAUUGUGCUGCACAGAACAUGAUCCCUGUGGGCCUCACCCUCUAGAGCCAGGAGAAAUUCGUGAGUAUGCACCUCCCAUAGAAGGCCUGACUAACGGUGAGGACACCCAGCCACCAGAGCAGCUGCCUGCAGAAACAGAGGCAGACACAGACCUGAGUGUUCAGCCCCUGGACAGCCUACCUCAGUCUGUGGCCCUCAGACUGCAGUCACCAGAAAAGCCCCCUGCUACCCUAGCGCUGAGGCUGCCUUCUUCAGACAAGCCCCCCACCACCCUUGCCCUGAGGUUGCAGCCAUCAAACAAGCCCCCCACCACCCUGGCCCUCAGGCUACCUUCACCAGACAAACCACCUGCCACCCUGGCUCUGAGACUGCCACCGUCAAAUAAACCCCCCGCCACCUUGUCACUGAGGCUGAAGCCAUCCAACAAACCCUCCACCACCCUCUCGCUGCGGCUUCAGCCUUCGGACAAACCUCCCACCACCCUGUCGCUCCGCCUGCAGCCAUCAGACAAGCCCCAGGCUGCCCUGUCCCUGAGGCUGCAGUCAGAGAAGCAGCCCAUCAUUGUAGCGCUGCGGCCUCAGCAGCCCGACAAACCUCCCAGCAACGCGGUGCUCUGGCCGCUGGACGAGGCCUCCAGCGACGCCUCGCAGCCUCAGCUGCCGAGCAAAUCUCCCCCAGGAUCACCUCAGUCCCCAUUGGAUGAGUCACUUGUUACUGCUGCUGACCUGCAGCUCCAGCUGGCAGAUGAGACUCCUGAUGCCCCCGAGGUUUUGGAGUUAUCGGACAAGCCCCUCAUUGACAGCAGGGCCCAGCAGCCCGAGCUGCUGGAUGAGUUCCCCGUGAAAUGCCUGCAUCCUCCACUGUCUGACAGACUCCUCGCCACGGUGGGGAUGCUGCAGUCCCAGCCGGAGGAUGAGCCUCCUGAGGCCGAUCAGCUCCAGCCGCUGGACGACUCCUCUGCCCAGAGUCCGCAGCUGCAGGCUGUGCAAGAGGCUUCCAGCUCUGUGGUGCCGCAGGUCCCAGCGUUGGAGAUGGCUUCCAGUCCUGAGGUGCUGUGGUCUGUUUCCGUUGAAAAAGUUCCAGACUCCCCAGUCUCACGAGUCCUGCCCUCAGAGAAGGCUCCUGGAUCAGCAGUACCACAAUCCCCGCCUCUAGAAAAGGCUUCCUUCUCUGGCACAGUGCGGGUCUCAGACACAGAGAAGUCUCCCAGCUCUGGGUCACCCCGUCCCCUGCCUCCAGAGAAGGCUGCUGAUUCGGGUAUGCCUCAGAUCCUGCCCACAGAGAAGGCUCCCAGCUCAGGGUUGCCAUGGUCCCUGUCUCCGGAGAAGGCCCCUGGCUCCCGGUCACCGCAGGUCCUGCCCACAGAGAAGGGUCUCAGCUCAGGGGCCCUUCGGAUCCCGCUCACACAGAAGUCUCUCUCCCCUGGGGUGCUGCGACCCCUUCCUCCGGAGAAGGCUGCUGACUCCGGGGCCCUGCGGGUUCUUCCUUUGGAAAAGGCUCUCAGCUCUGGGGUGUCUCGGUCUCAGCUCUUGGAGAGGCCUCUCACUCUUACAGCCCCUGUAUCCUGGCCUCAGGCAUCGGAUAAGCUGGCUCCUGCUGUGGCUCCUCGGCCUCAAGCCUUAGACAAGCCUCUAGCUGCAUCAGCUCCCAGGCUGUUGCUGUCAGAGAAGGCGCUGCGUCCCGUCGACCAGAACGCUCAGCUCAAGGAGAGAGGAGCCCCAGCCAUGGAGCUGAGUCCCCAGCAGAAAGAGAGGACCAUGUUAGCUGGGGAGCAAAUCUCUUGGUCUGCUGGGAAGGUGGUGACACAGGUUGGACAAGUACCUUGGCCUACAGAGAAACUACAGACGCACGAGCAAAGCCACUGGUCCACCACGAAAACCCUGACGCCUGCGGAGCAGCCUUCCCGGACAGCAGAGAAACUACCAGAGCCAACCCUUCAGCCCAGCUGGGAAGUGGCCUCAGCCCCCUCGGAGCAGACCCCGUGGACAUCAGAGAGAUUGUGUGCAUUCGAGCAGACCCCUCGGCCAGCCAGGGAAGCGCCGGUGCCCCCGGAGCAGAUGGAGUGGCUUGUCACGAACGUUCAGACAAUUGAUCAGAUUACUUGGCUGAGUGGAAAAGCACAGACUCCUCGGGGGCAGGACCCUUUGCCUGAACAAAACACAGCGCUAGCCCGUAACCAGGAUUCUGUCUGUCGUGAGUUGGCUGACUCAGAGCCAAAGUGAGGUUGGUGAAUAUGGGAGGCAGGUCUCAAGUCGUUUAAUGUUUAGGGAGGGGGAAUCUUUGUUUUGUUUUUUUUAUUCACUUCCCUGAGCCCAGCCCCUAACCCAUGCACAUCCCAUCCAUAUUCUCUUGUGACGUGAGCAAGGACAUUCUCUUAAAUCUUGAGUCUGGCCCAGCCAGAGGGAGAGAGCAUCCGUGACCUUUUCCUCUUCCUUUUACAAAUGGUAAAGCUGAAAUAAAGAGUCCACUCUGGGUAAAAAUCUCCAAUUCCAUUGAAAUGGUCACAUUACUGAUCCAGCAUGUUCAAGCUCCAGGUUUGAUUUGUAGGUGAGUUCUUAGGCACAGCCAGGGCCUUGCUCUUGUUACUGCAUUUAAAGAAAAUGGAUCAGUCAGGCUGCCCUGCCACUGGAGAUGUUUCAGGGAUCAUGUGGUGAGCAGUCAGGUGUAUGUCCUUACCAGACUCCAGAAGCAGGGAAGGGAUUUUAUGUCACCUGCCCAGGUCUGUGUCCCUGCAGGGCGUUGCUUUACGAGGUUUGUCCAUGUGUUUACUGGGACAUGCUGUGUGUGUGGUUUGCUCAAGGACAGGGAUCAUCUCCAGUGAGAUGGGAGAGGAGCUCCUGCACUCGCUCUGUGCAGUUUUCUUCAGCAAUAGGCAGUAUCCAUUCAGGCUCCUUUUUUACAGAGCUGCGACUGGCCAGGCCCAAGAAGCAGGAAAUCUGGAGGAAGUCAGGGAAAAGAGAGAUCUUGGAAGAAGUCAUCUGGGAGAUUUUUCAUUCUUGUGUCCUAAUCCUUUAGCACAGGAUGCGCGGAGUGUUUUCCUGCACUUGACAACGUAGUGACCCAUAAAGCAGCAGUAGCGGAGCAGAGCAGAGUGGGUUCCUGGAGGUGCUGAGCACUGCCCUGCCAGGGGGACAGUGCUCCCUUUCAAAUUUCCAUCCAGUCUCUUCUAGACCUCUGUUGUCAGCGUGAGCCAGCGGACUGAGCAGUCCCUUCUCCCUUUGCCUCAGAUGUGUUCAGGACGCGUUCCCAUCGCACCUGGUAUUGCCAGCAGCAAGCCAAGCCUGUCCUGCUCACUGCUCAGAGGCGAGGGUGGCGUAGCUGGAUCGGGACCCAUCUCAACACCUUCCCCUUUGUGUAGCUUCUGGCUUAACCCUUCUACAACCAAAGGAGACUUGAAUUAACUGGACUGUGUUGGUGUGCAUGUGUGUGUGCGCGUGUGCGUCCAUCCAACUGAAUUGUAGUUCUCACACUGGAACACGGUGGGCUCCAGCAGCUGCCUGGCUUUCUUUUUUUCUCUUCUCCCUUUUACAGUGAAGGCGAUGUUUAGUACCUGGUGGUCAUCGGGCUGGUGUCCAGACUAGGCCUGCUGAAAGCCGUUCACUCAAGCGUUGAGGCAGAAGUUGGUUUGGCUGUGGUGCUCGUGGGGCAGGCAGUAGAGUCCCAGGGACCUGCAGCAUCUUGUGACCACCGGCACCCUCGCAGGCAGGAGGAGGACAGACCUCCUUUGGUGGCACUGCCUGGCCUGGAUAGGGUUGGUGUCCUGCCGAGGAAACGCUGCUGACCAGCUUUUUCCCACUCUCACAACACAUUACCUCUGUAAUUACCUGAGCUCCACCAGUCUGGGGCCACAGCCUCGGAUCUCCGUGCCGCCGCCAGACCCUUGCGCAGCUCCAGUGUGUGUAUCCUUCUCCUUCUCCUUCCAGGCAGAUCCACAGGCCCCUCCCCAGGAAGGGAGAGUUCAGCCCCAUGCUGACCUCCUUCCUCCAACAUGGGAGCAGGUCCUUGUUCCCACCUGGCUUGCGAGUGCCUGCUGCUCCCAGAGCAGACGGUCUUGAGCUUUGCAGUUUUCUAUGAAGGGAGGCAGACACCUGUACCAAGACAAAUCCUGAUUCUCCUUUCCUGAUGUGUGCACCCUGAGACAACGUCCUGCUGUAGAGGCCGGGUGUGCUGGGCACAAGGGGACAUUACCAGUGCUAUCUCUCCUCUAGUCCGAAUCAUUUCAGAUCCUUUGUAGAAUAGCUCACAACUUGGAAAAGCUUUAUGGCUUAUGGAAACUUUCUUGUUUAAUGUUGUUUUUUUUCUGGGAAGACUGGCAGGUCAGUUCCUGCUUGCUGCUGAAACUAAGGAAAUGCAAGCAGCUUGCAUUUCUGCGUGACUCCUCCACAAAGGGAAUCAGGACAACUCAGAUCCAUUGAGAGAGAAGAUUACCUUAAGGGCAUUCAUUAAGGUUUUUUAAACAAAAAUUUAAAAAAUAAUUAUGGCGUUCAGUAUAUUAAGUAUUUAUCAUGUGUGAGAAGGAAAAUAAAUCUUGAAUUUACAUUUAUAAGCCUUCCCAUGAGCUGGACUUAGUCAUGUAGAUUGUGUAAGUAGGGUUUCCUCAGUGCCAGCACCCAGCUAGCUCCCACUGUAACCAGAGAGGUCUCUGCACUGCUCUGUCCACCUCUGCUUCGCAUUGUCACGUGUUAACUAGUUACUUGUUUCAUGAAAAAAUAAACUGUGAAUAUUUUUGGUG